Messenger RNA from Syngnathus acus (greater pipefish), 594 nucleotides. RefSeq lists its product as uncharacterized. The transcript is spliced from 4 exons. The record is from RefSeq and is a predicted model, not a curated record. The annotation marks the transcript as partial. NCBI's taxonomy places the organism in Eukaryota, Metazoa, Chordata, Actinopteri, Syngnathiformes, Syngnathidae.
AUACAUAUAUAUACACAUACAUACGCAUAUAUAUACAUAUAUAUACACAUACAUACGCAUAUAUAUACAUAUAUAUACACGCAUAUAUAUACAUAUAUAUACACGCAUAUAUAUACAUAUACAUACAUACGCAUAUAUAUACAUAUACAUACAUACGCAUAUAUAUACAUAUACAUACAUACGCAUACAUACACAUAUACAUACAUACGCAUACAUACACAUAUAUACAUACAUACGCAUAUAUACACAUAUACAUACAUACGCAUAUAUACACAUAUAUACAUACAUACGCAUAUAUACACAUAUAUACAUACGCAUAUAUACACAUAUAUACAUACGCAUAUAUACACAUAUAUACAUACGCAUAUAUACACAUAUAUACAUACGCAUACACACACAUGCGCAUAUAUACACACACAUGCGCAUAUAUACACACACAUGCGCAUACACCCAUAUAUACGCAUAUGUACGCACAUACACCCAUAUAUACGCAUAUGUACGCACAUACACCCAUAUAUACGCAUAUGUACGCACAUACACCCAUAUAUACGCAUAUGUACGCACAUACACCCAUAUAUACGCAUAUGCCCCUGA